UGCAAGACUCCUCAUAAGUAUUUACUACUGAAACUUUUCGAUUUCCAUCUUUGGCCUGAACUUAAAAUAGUGCAUGACAAGCCCAGGCAUAGCCAGAGCCAGGGUAGUGUGAAACGUGCCAACCAAGACAUAGAAAAUAUGCUGACUACAUGGAUGCAAGAACAAAAUACUUCACAAUGGAGUCAAGGUCUCUGUUUCAUUCAGAUAAUGAAGAAUAGAGCUUAUCAUUCAGGUAUCAAAACUACUCCCUAUGAAGCAUUACGAGUAUUUGGAUGUAAAAUUAAAAUCGGAUUAAAUACGUCAAAUUUACCCGAUGAAGUCGUAGAAAAUAUUAAAACAGAA
This is a messenger RNA of Myzus persicae (green peach aphid), 342 nucleotides long. Its product is annotated as KRAB-A domain-containing protein 2-like. The transcript has a single exon. The record is from RefSeq and is a predicted model, not a curated record. Gene Ontology annotation, biological process: DNA integration. The annotation marks the transcript as partial. Gene Ontology annotation, molecular function: nucleic acid binding. NCBI's taxonomy places the organism in Eukaryota, Metazoa, Arthropoda, Insecta, Hemiptera, Aphididae.